AUGGAGGUACUUGACCAAGCUCCCGAGCCCAUUUAUGAUAUGGCCCGUCAAUGUGAAAGGCUAUUUGACUCGCUAAUAACUCCUCUCAGCGCCCAAGAGACACCUUUGUCGAGCCUCUUGACGGAUUAUCAGCAGCGUUUUGCACUAUGGAGCAAUCACCUCGGCGUCUUUGCCCGCAAAAGCCAAUGCCUUGACUGGAGGCUCCGGACUCUCCCCGAUUUUCAAGACAUAGUGAUACGACUAUUGGCCAUCCUGACUGCAGGCCUGACGCAGCUUGUUGGAAAUAGCCAUCUCGAUGAUACCGGGCAGACUGAAUUUGAACACAUCAAACAUCAGCAGAAUGCCCCGUGGUUAGAUAAGGACGCAUUGAGAGUCAUUGAGGAGGUACUUGGCCGGCUAAGUCGGCUCGGAGUCGUAAUUAGGCAAUCUUCGAAUGGGGGAAGUGCCUCUCGAGUGGAGAGAUUUGCCAAAGGUGUCGAUCUCAUACCUUUCAAAGACUUAUGCUGGUACUCAGUUCAAGUCCUCUACCCCGAUGCCCACCCAGAACUGAAGGACCGACUUGGUGAGACAAUGACUCGCACAUAUGCCAGGUUGCUGUACAUGAAGUCUCGCGAGUCGGCACUAAAGACUCGUCGCACGGAGACAAUCUCCUCUCUACCCGCUAUCAGUGAAGAAAUUAAGGAGCUAUCAGAGAAUCAAGCGCCCAACGUAAUUGAAAUUGAUGGCAUCCAGGGCUUCGGGAAGGCCAAACAAAGGUCUUACCCUUCUUCACAGUCUGAAUUAACUUCAGUCAAUGCUGAGCAACUUCGCGUGAUGUUGAGUGAAUCAAAAAGGGAAGCCUCGAAGAUAAACAAAACUUCGUCGAUUCAUUACCGUCUAGAGAACUAUCCCGAACCACCAGAUAAGAACAAUAUCUGUGAAUGGUGCUCCAAACCAUUGAGCAAGGAAGAUCGGGAGCCCAUCAAUUGGAGGUAUGCAUCAAAUUACCAAAUAGGCAUCCCUGAAAAUUUGUGA
Penicillium pulvis is the source of this 1014-nucleotide messenger RNA. RefSeq lists its product as uncharacterized. Bases 1 to 1014 code for a protein of 337 amino acids. The transcript has 2 exons. Lineage: Eukaryota; Fungi; Ascomycota; Eurotiomycetes; Eurotiales; Aspergillaceae. The record is from RefSeq and is a predicted model, not a curated record.